AUGAUAUGUGUGUGUAAUGAUAAGCAUCCUGUGAGAUGGAGAUAUUAGAUGAACCUACAGCUUGUUUUUUAUUUACACAUUGUAAUCAUUCAUAUAGAAUAGGGCAGCAGCACAUUGCUGUGUAUAAUUAAGCCAGUUAUUAAACAAAAACAUGUGAGCGGGUGAAGCUUAUAAUACAUUUCUUGAUCAUGGCUGAUAACUUCUAAUAGUUAAUUGCCUAAAUUUUUAGAUUUUUCAUUCGACUUUUGGCAACAAAGCCAUCCAGUGACUAAUUUUGUGAUUCCCUUUGUAAUAUUUUGUAGUAUUUGUUCUCCUGUUUAUUUAAUUCUUGUAAGCGAUGAGAAAAAAUAGUUAGUAUGAAAUUAUCGUAUCCCGGCCGUGUCGCCAUCUGUUGGUGCAUCCGCAGACUAUUACAAGUGGGCCACUAUCAGUGCUGGCACUGCUAAUGAUAACGCGUGUGCAGACUAAUAAAUUAUAAAUCAUUGUCAUUAUAAGCUUUCAUAAUAAUGGUAAAUGCCGUAGGGAGAGCAGAUAUGAGUUGAGUGAGGUGGGCGGCCGUGGAUGAAGCGGGCAUCCCUCCUGCCUACGUAAUCAGCCCAGCGGCGGCCCGGGCGGCCACAGGUUAACCAGUGUUGUGUUAGCCAGUGAGUGGAGUGUAGUGUACUGUGCUUCUGUGCUGCUAUGUGUGCUUAUCCAUGGAGUUUUUAGCCCCACAAAGGUGCUUGGCGUGUGGAAUAUGUCAAUUAUGGAUCCUCUAGUUGUGGACGAAGCCCUCAGCGCUUGUUUAGAGCGCGACUGGGAGGGUGGCGUUGACAACGAUGGCCUGGACAUUAGUCAGCUGGAGAGUUACAUCAACGAUGACAACACUGACACUAUGUACUUCGGUGACCUACAGGGCGGCCUGGCCGACAUGAAGGGUCUUGGGAGUGGCACACCAAGGGACUCUCCUUCACGUUUCCUGCACCAUCACCACCACCACCAUCACCACCACGCCAACCUCCAGCACCACUCGGCCCCCUCGCAGCUGGUCAUGGCUCAGCCUCACCUAAGUUCUAGUGGCUCUUCCACUACCACCAGCAUGAGUGGCCCUCCACCUCCCUCCAGUAUGGACAGUAGGCCCAGGCUGAGUGGCCCUCCACCUCCCUCCAGUAUGGACAGUAGGGCCAGGCAAUCCCAGGCCACAGGGGCCAGGGGCACUACGCCUAUUGGCUACUACAACCCUUAUCACAGCUAUAACUCCGCCUACACUGGUUAUCGGCACCACCUUCCUGAUAGUCCGCCUGACUCUGGCUCCGAGCCCUACUCCCCCCUCGACCACCCAAACCUCUCUCCACACCAGAAGGUUGGUGGUAUUGUCGACCUGUACAGCAGCGCCCCUGGCGGCAAUAUGAUGGCCUUCUCCUCGUACCCCGUGUUACAGGCUACGCAGGCCCUCCCCAACCCCACCUCACACAACCCCAUGCAUGGCAACAACAGCCUGGGAUAUCAGCAGCCAAUAAUGCUGGGAGGGUCUCAUCUGAGCGGGUCGUCAGUGCCUGCCGCAGGACUGGGGUCUACGUCUACGGCAGUCUACGGCGGGCCGCAGAGUGUAGUGAGCCAGGGGCCUGCUUCUGGCGGCGCUGCUAAUGCUGCAGCCUCUCCUGCCGCACCUCCAGGGGCGGCGGCGGUGGCUGCGGCUAAGAAGAGAAAGAUGAAUGAUUCUGGCGGUAUGGGUCCCAUGGUUAACAUUAAGCAAGAGCCAGACCAAGGAGUAACGAGCCAUCUUGGACCUAACGUGGCAGUUACGUCGUACUCAGAAGAGGAUGAGUACACCAUGGAUUCAACUGGUGGACCCUUCAUGGAUUCCUCCUACCAGUGCAUCCGGUUCCACAACUUCCAGCAGCACUCCUGGGCUGCCCUCUGUGAUUCUGCCUUGAAAGAGCUACCACUGCCAACUUUCCGUGUGGAUGCUGAUAAAGGCUUCAACUUCUCUAACCCAGAUGAAGCUUUUGUCUGCCAGAAGAAAAAUCACUUCCAGGUCACUGUUCAUGUCCAGGCAUCUGGUGAACCUGUGUUUGUGAAGAGUCCAGAUGGCCUGCAAAAAGUGGACCGCUUCUAUGUGCACUUUUUUGGUGUCAAAACAGAGUCUCCAUCACAAAUGAUACGCGUGGAACAGAGCCAAAGUGACAGGAGUAAGAAGGCCUUCCACCCAGUACCUGUUGACCUGAAGAAUGACCAGAUGAGCAAGAUCACAGUGGGUCGUCUGCAUUUCUCUGAAACCACAAGCAACAAUAUGCGUAAGAAGGGCAAGCCCAACCCGGAUCAACGCUACUUCUAUUUGGUGGUGGCUCUUAAAGCUCACUGUGGAGACAAUGCCUACCCCAUUGCUGCCCAUGCCUCAGAAAAGAUCAUCGUCAGAGCAUCAAAUCCAGGUCAGUUUGAAAGUGAUGUCGAGUACACAUUCCAGCGAGGAACAUACCCUGAAUCUAUAUACCACAUGGGCCGUGUGGGUAUUAAUACAGACCGACCUGAUGAGGCACUUGUAAUUCAUGGCAACCUCAAGAUCACCGGACAAUUACUUCAGCCUUCAGAUAAACGUGCCAAGAAGGAUGUGGCCGAGAUAGAUACAAAGGAGCAGCUAAAAAAUGUACAAAAUUUAAGAGUGGUGAAAUAUGCAUACAGAGAAGAGUUUGCAGACCAGGCUGGCAUGACAGGUGACGAUGUGUAUGACACCGGUGUCAUAGCCCAAGAGGUAAAAGAAGUUAUUCCAGAUGCAGUCAAAACAACUGGUGACAUCACUUUAUCUAAUGGAGAAAAAAUUGAGAACUUUCUAUUGGUUAACAAGGAGCGCAUAUUCAUGGAGAAUGUUGGGGCAGUGAAGGAACUGUGCAAGGUGACGGGAAAUUUAGAAAACCGAAUUGGAGAACUUGAAAUAAUGAAUAAGAAAAUAUCACAGCUUCGAAGAUUUGAAUCCUUCAAGUCAACAUCAUCAUCUGUAUCGACCCGCACUUCAGCUACAUCCCGAGUAUCAUCAGUGUGUCACCGAAAUCGUGGCUGUUCCAAGCGUCACAAGCACAUGGGCAGUGCACAUGAUGAUGGUAUUUGCAGCAAUAAGACACUUCAAGUUACCACAAUUACUCUCGUGUGCAUAAUGGCAUUUUGUCUGAUGGCAAUGGCAACUAUCUAUAUUCUGGAUUACCAAGAAAGACGCAAAGAGCUAACCAUGACCACAGCAAUGACAACGACAGCCACCACUAUAUUCCUGUCAUCCUCUAUGGUGACGCCAACUUUGCGGCCAGCUUCAACAGAAAGAACUUCCUUAUCUAGUGAUGAUGGCACUCUUACAUCCGUUGUAUUUACCACCAAACCAACCUUCGGGAGCACUACACAAAGCCCAUCCAUUCCAAAACCACCUGUCAUUGGGAAACCUGAAGAUUGUCAAGAAACUGUUCCUAAUGAAGAUCCAGUAUGCCAGGUAUACUGCUGCCCUGCAAGUAAUCUAUGGAUGGGUGUCAUAACACCUGUUCAUCCCAGCCCGAGCACUGCUGCCACCGCCAUUACCAUCACUCGUCGCAUCAUACAUUAUGGUACUACAACAGUUCCUGCAACAAUGUCACGCUAUGGUGAAGUCAUUACUAACAAGCUCUCGACUAGUGAUCCUAACACAGUUAAUGAUUCAACAACUCACUCUGAAACACCACGGUUUAAGCCCAUGCCAAGCAAGAAAUCUGGCACUCUUGAUCAAAUGGCCCGUUUGGCUCGUCACAGGGCCCAACUGAGUCGACCUUCCAGUUCUCGCAGUAUCAAGCAAACCCUUAGUAAGCGCUCAAUUCACUCCAAACGGUCUACUGAGAGCACUUCAUCAUAUUAUAAGUCACAAAUGAGUACAAAUGCCCAGAUCCCAACAAUAGAUAUUGUGGAACUGAACACAACCAUCAGUCACUUGUAUUGUCUCAACUCAUCUGACACCUAUCAAGAUUGCUUUGCCAAUACAGCCAAAAACUACACCUAUGGCCUACCUAUCUCAAGAUUCAUGCCACACACCAAUCUCACAUUGCACUUCAGAUUCAUGGAAGAUGAUUUUGCCAGGCAGCCAUCCUUUUGUGCCAACUGCAGUGACAGCAUUCCUUCAUUUCCAUUUGAGCAGUGUUCAGAUACUGUCAAUGUACUUUCUCCUUAUGAAGUGGUGGAAAGUAAUGGGGAAAGUCCACGUGAUCAUUACGUUACACUUCUCAAUGUUGGAAUGUGGCAUCAGGUUGCAUACAAGUUUCGUAUACCAGUUGGCGGGGGAAAUGAGGAUCCCUGCAACCUGACACCAGAGUACAUUGGGGAAAAAUAUUAUGAAUUAAACUUCAUAUUUCAACGUAUUUGUACCGAUUGAAGGAAACAAAUUUAUUAUAAGCACAUUCUAAAUUAAAUUUUUCAUCAAACACUUAGGUAAGAUAAUGCAUCAAUGGUCAAAUUGUUUUUUGUUUCCAUGAUUAUGCUCUUGGCUAUACCUUGCAGUUCUGGCUGUAAGUAUUUGUGCCAAAAAUGCAUCAUUCAGUAUUUUAUUUUCGUGAACAUUUCUGUUUUUGUUUUUUAUAAGACUUAUGGACUAAACCUAAUUUGGUGGAUUUUCAUUACAUUUCUAAAAUUUAAACCAAUGUUUUAAUUUAGCUUAUAUGAAUAAUGUUGGUGGGCAAUUAUUUGUAGGAUAUGACCUGUUAUAGGUAAAAAGAGUGUGUAGGAUGGCUUGUUGAAGAUAUGGUCAUGUUUAAUAUGGCCUGUUACAGAGAUAGCCACAUGCAAGAUGUGGCUUAUUACAGAUAUGAACUUAUUACAGUCAUAUAUAUAUGGGAUAUGAACUCUUAGAGGCAAUCAUAUCAAGGAUCUGAUUAGGUGUAGUUUAUGAUAAAUAUGUAUAUAUUUUGUAAAUAGUUAAAUUAAUAUUACAUGCUUCAGUUAAAAUAUAUUUGCCUAUAUCUACUGGAUGAUAGAUAAUGGCAGAUAGAAUAACCAGGUAUAAACAUAGUUGAUUAUUUAAUGAUUUUAUAAAAUGAUGACAAGUUAAUGAUGUACAAAAGUAAUAUUUACCACAAUAUUAUUAAGUGAAGUGUCUACCAUGUUAAAGAUGUCUUCAUACUACUGUAUUUGUUAGAAUUGCAACCCAUUCUCCAAAAUUAUAGUAGUGUAUCUAUAGUAUAGUAUGAUGGUGGCUGGAACGUACAAAAUGUAAAUGUGCCCCCCAAAAAUGUUCACAUUUUGUACUAUGAUUUUGUAAAGGACCUGAAAAAGAAGCCAACCAAAUUUUCUGUAAGCCUAGUAUAGUACACAAAUAAUAAAUCAGGCCUGAUAUUGCAUACAUUAGGCCUAGCAUCACUUAUUUAGGCCAAGAAUAAGUUAGGUCAAGAGUUAACCUGUAAGUUAUGUUGUCAACAUAACAUAGUUUUUAUAGUUUUUUUAACAUAAAACUAUGUCAACAUAACAUAGUUUUUUGUACUGGUUAUUAUACCCAUAGAACAUUGACUUAUUUUAGGAUGCAACAGUCCAUAUUUUGUACAUUCCAUCCAGAGUCACUAUAGGUACAGUAAUAUUUUUGAGGAUGGUACAUCCUCAAAACAUGUACAUGGACAUGAUGGUACAUGUACCAUCAUUUUGGUACAUCCACAUUUUAUGAGGAUGGAUUUCAGAAUUGUUAUGGAAAUUCUGGCAGAGAUAAGCACUGCCACUGAUGAGCAUUUAGCAUCAUUAGAUCAUCAUGCUUCAUCACCCCAAACUUGUGCUUUUUAAUUUUUUAUAAUAAUCAUUUUAACAACAAACUCAAGUUGUACAAAGUCACAUACAUAUACUAUUGUAUACUAUACAGUAUGCUAUAGUAUACAAUUUUGUAUGCCACAAUAUACAAUACGGUAUGUCAUAGAACAUCAAUAUACCAUAGAGUUGUCAGGUCACAACCGAUAGGUUCUGGGUUUAAUUCCCACAGCACGACAAAAUUACUCGGGCAACAUUUCCUUUCACCUGAUGUCUCUGUCCACCUAGCAGUAAACAGGUACCCAGGAGUUGGGCAACUGUUGUGGGUUGCAUCCUGGGAAAGGUCAGUACUUGGUUUAGGGUGACUACAAUAGACUUAACAGGCUUCCGGUAAAUGACUAUGUAAUACCACAUGAUAUCCCAUAGUACAGUAUGUACAGUAUUGCAUAGUAUACUAAAGUAUACCACAAUAUACUAAAGUGUACAAUAGUAUGCUAAAGUAUACCAUAGUACGCUAAAGUAUACCAUAUUAUACUAAAGUAUACCAUAGUAUACUAAAGUAUACCAUAGUAUACUAAAGUAUACCAUAGUAUACUAAAGUAUACCAUAGUAUACUAAAGUAUACCAUAGUAUACUAAAGUAUACCAUAGUAUACUAAAGUAUACCAUAGUAUACUAAAGUAUACCAUAGUAUACUACAUUAUACAGUAAAAUUUUGUGUACAAUAAUAUAAUAUACAGUACACUUUAGUGUACAAUAUGUAUAUUAUAUACAGUAGUUAAUUUUACUGUGUACAAUAGUAUAUCAUAGUUCUGCUGUUUAAAUUGCCUGUUGUCUCAUCUGGGGUCCCACAGUUGAUGUUAAUAAGGAAAAGGCGUCCUCUAAUUUGACAAUUUACCUGAGGGGCCGCUAUCUCUCUCUAGAUGCCUCGAGGACAGGAGGCCAGCAGCUUGUCAAAAGGUCCCCCAUCCCAUUUGUCCUUACCAGUCUGCUUUUUAUACUAUAAAUUCUAUAUUGUAGUUUAUCAUAUUAUACCAUGCUUUAAAUAGCUCACUCUGGGACAAACAGGAAAGUUUCUUAAAAUAAGAGUAAAGUAAAAAGUUGGUUAGCAUGAGUAUUUUUUCUCCAUUCACUGCAAGUGUUGCUGAUUGUGAAAGGAAGGAGAUAUAUACCGAGUUAUACCAAGAGGUGUACCCUGCUUCUUAAGUGUAUAUACAGUGACUUUACUUGACUUCUGAGCCAUGUUCAGAACUAAAGUAUAUAUGCUGGUGGACCAGUAAGCUCUUGUGGUGGCCUUAGUAACCCUCCCAUGGUUGAUUAGCUACACCAAACCAAUUGCUUACUGAAUCAAUUUAGAAUUUUGUUUUAUCAUAUGACACCCAGUGUCGUCGGGUGGCUGAGGCUGAUCUAUCCUGAAGCCAUCCUCAAAUGCCUUUUAACAGUAGUCAGCUCAGUCAGAACACACCCCAAAGGUCCAGGUUCAAUUGCUGGUCAAAAUGAGACAUGUGGUCAUGUUUUCUUACACCUGAUGCCUCUAUUCACCCAUCACUAAAGUGUUACCAGGGAGUUUGGAAACUGUUUUGAGUUGCAUCCUGAGGAAGAUCAGUCCCAUUGGGACCUCUAAAAGCCUAAAAGGCUUCCUAUUCCCAGUAAUGACAAAUCAUUACAGACAAUGUGCAUCUAUAGCUUGCUUCAAAUGUAUUUGAAUUUAAUGCUGUGCUAUGUAUCACUUUGGAUAUUGGAGCAAACUGUUAACUGACUAUCACCUCUGUGGCACUAUUUGUAAUCUUAAUUAUAAUGAAUAGUGUGUGCCUGUUUCAAGGCAUGGUCUAUCACACUGUACAGUCUAAGUAUUGCUGUCACCUUCAUUCACAGAUAUUAGCAUACUUUGUGGAGUAUUUUGUGUUUACAAGUGUAAUUGGGGUUUCUUGGUUGGGCAAACAAUUACAAGUUUUGUAAAGUUUUCUUUGUUAUCACCGUUUUAUGUCAAAAUGAGUUCAAGCUAAUAUAUUCUAAAUGCAGGAUACAGUGGUUAUGGAUACAGUAUCUGAAAUUUAAAUAAUAAUUACCUUUUACAGUAGAGGUAGUGUGAAGUGUAUUACCUUACAGUAGGGUACUAUGGGGUUGUAAUAAAAUGUCUAUGAUCUCACUUGAUACUUUAGCCAAUACUUAAUUUGUAUUAUGAUUUACUGGUUAAGCUUAAGAAGAAAUAAAGGUAAUUAUGCCUCUACAGACAUUAUUAUAUUAUUUUCAUACUUUAUCACUAUACAUAUUUGAAAAUUUUAAGAAAAAUGAUUUAAAAUUACCUUGAACUCAGACUUUUCACUUUUCUCAGACUAGGCAACAUUUCUAACACAAAUUUUUGAUAUUAGGACGUAUGUAUUAAUUCCUUUGAUUAAGUCAUUAUUGAUUGUGACAUAUGUGAUAUUUGUAACUUCACACACACAUUCCAAGAGUAUAAUAUACAAUUUUACAAAUUUAAUACAUUGCAGAAUGGUACUUUCUAGUUUUGUAAAUAUGGGCCAAGCUUGUACAGAAGAACAUAUGAUUGACAUUUAACAUUUAAUAAAUGUACUUAAGUUA
Procambarus clarkii (red swamp crayfish) is the source of this 8294-nucleotide messenger RNA. Its product is annotated as myelin regulatory factor-like protein. Gene Ontology annotation, cellular component: nucleus; endoplasmic reticulum membrane. Gene Ontology annotation, biological process: positive regulation of DNA-templated transcription; protein autoprocessing. Gene Ontology annotation, molecular function: sequence-specific DNA binding; DNA-binding transcription factor activity. NCBI's taxonomy places the organism in Eukaryota, Metazoa, Arthropoda, Malacostraca, Decapoda, Cambaridae. The record is from RefSeq and is a predicted model, not a curated record.